UAUCAGAUAUAAUGUAUUAUUUAAUUUACAGUGCCCUGUCAUGUUGCUUUGCUGUGUAAAUCUUUCAAGAUAAACACUUUUAACUCAACUUGAAUAUGAAGUGCAGCUUUUUGAAACAGAUCUCUUGAAACAGCAUUUAUCUUUAAUGAUAUGUACUGUUACUCUUAUCACUGUAACUGUUCUGUUUAAUUGUGAAGUGUAUAUUGUUUGUCAAAUGGUUGAAGAUGAAGUUUUUUUAUAUGUUUUUUUUUUCAACAUUAUUGUAACUGGUUAUCCUUCUUGUGUUUGGGCUGUAGAAGGGUCCUAGCUUUGAAUAUAUAUACUGUAUAGAAGUCGCGAGUGGAUAGGAUUUACUCUACGUUUAUCAGAAGCGUAUGAUGAGCAGCUUGGGAACUUCACCGCUGCAGUGCGCUGCCGUAACGCCCUGUAUCGUCUUAGUUGUUAUUUACACGUUAGAGCGCAGCGCUGUCGCCCGCUGUCAUUCCCUGCACCCCUCAUCCAUCAUUCACUGCAGCUCAAGUUCGUUCAACGGGAGGGGGAAGGGGUGUUUGAAGAGUUCGACACUUGUCCGCUAGGGACCACCACAAGUUGAUGCCCUAGAGAUGGUGGCGAUUGCGGCUGUGAAUUAACCAACUACCUCAAACCGUAUUAGAAAUUUUAACCUGGGCUGGCGACUUCUAUACAGUAUAUAUAUUCAAAGGUCCUAGUGACAGGUUAAUGAAUUAACAAUACAUAUAUGGAUGAAUUAAAUUAUUUUUUGGUAUAUAUACCUUAUUAUUAAGAUGAUUGCAAGUGAUCUUAAGUAUUGUGUGCAUCAUGGUGUGGUCAAUGUGGCUUUAGGGUCUGUUAAAUUCAUAAAAUUACUGGCAUAAUCUUUGAUUUACAACCUAAAAGUUGCUUUUGUACACCUAAAGGUAAAACUGCUAUUCCAUGCUGCCAUUAUAAUCCACAUGUCGUGUAUGUACAUGGGUUAGCAGCCUAACAACAUUGUGUGACAAUCUCACUUGUGCUUGCUUCUACCAGUGAGUAAGAAAGUGAACAUAUAAUCAAAUUAAUGGAAGAAAAACUGGAAUAUACUUUGAAAGCUAGCCUCAAAAUAUAUUUUUUUUAUAAAUGUAGGUAAUUAGUUGACAUUUGUUGACUGUUUUACAUAGCCUUUAAAAAUUUCUGAAUAGUCAAUAAAAUUAUGAUAGGCUAUAUUAAGACAUUUCCAUUAGGGUUUUUAUUUUAAUCAUAUUUUUAGCUAACAUUGAUUCCAUUGAAGACAUGGACAGACACUAGUAAAAGUCUACAUUUAACGCAUGAUUACAAGUGUUUCAAAUAUUAGAGUAUGUACCCUAAAAAUUUCCUAUCCCUCUUAUCUGUGAAGUUGCACUUCUGAAGCACAUAGUGGCCAUGCACCAAUGUUUUUUUUUUUUUUAGAAUUUAAAACAAAUAAGGCAAUCUUAAGAAGUUAUCAUAUUGUCAUGAUAAUAUAUAUACCAAAGUACUACUUUGCAUUUGCUUGAUAAACACACUUAAGGGGAACUGUAAAUAAUCAUCUGGGCAACAGUACAUCACUCGGUAAACACACCUACUAAGUCCAGAUAGCUAACAUAAAGUUACAUGCUAGAUAUAGCUGUCAACAAGCACAACAAAUUGCAGUACAAUUGUGUAGAUUGCAUUUGACAUUAACUCCCAUUCAUCAGCAUAAGGCAGCGCAACUUCGUGAGUUCAUUGACUAUGGUAAGCCUGCUUACGGAAUUUUAAUUUGAUUGAAUUUAUACUUCACCAACCGUGUUUUUAAACUCACUCCAGUCUUUUUAUUAUUUUAUUUAGGUAUGUUAAUAAUUCACAUGCAAAAUUAAAGUUAAUUUUAUUAUGCCAAAUAAGUAUAUGUUCCAGUACGCGUACAUAAGUACCUGUACCCAUUUUUAAAAAAUUUAGGAUUGGAAAUGUAGAGAUUGGGAAACCCAUCACUAACAACAUCAUUUCAUCAUGGUUUUCAAUUUUAUUUAAUAAGGGAUUGUCUUCAUGUCCAAUCAUUUUAUUGCUGAGUAUUACUUUUUGAUAUAUUUUUGCAUUAAACAUACAUUCAUCAAUAAAUUGCACCUUUACAAAGUUUUCCAGGUAGCAAUAAUGUAACUCCUUGUUGGUCUAACCAAAUUGAAAUAGCAUUUUUACAAUAAUGUAAAAGAAGUUGAGUUUGAAUCAGGCAUCAGGCAAGACGUCUCCCAUGGGUGCGGCAGUCCCAAUUCCUACGGGACCCCGCACAGGAGACGAGAAGAUUCUGCGACAGCCGCAAUCUUAGCUGCAUUAGCUAUACUGUAUGCUGUCCAGGACGUCUUGUUAUGUUUAAUUCAAGAUGUAGGGUGUAACGCCGGAUAGAUACUUUCUCCCGCGUUUGCUGCUUUCUUCUUCUUGUGGACGGAGGAUUCAGCGAAGACCCUGCUCUUUUCCGUUGUCUUUGGUGAGCUCUGCCUGUAACUCAUAUUCUUCAGCCACCCGGAGGUGUAGCAGGCAUCGAGUUCCUGGUCCCUGCUAGUCGUCUGCAGUUGUAGCCUCUUUUCAACAUAGCCUCGCUAUCCUGGACGCUGCCGAGACCUCCCCGAGUGUUACCAUAAGCAAGUUUACAUCUUCUCAGCUAUAUUCUUAAAAGCAAAUGUCAAAAAUGGUUCAUCAGAAAAUCAACAUGCAGCUUCUCCCAAUGAAAGGGCACUUCUUUUUAUUUAGUGCAGGCACAGCUCCCAUAGUGCCAUUCAUCACCGUGUAUGCUCGCCAACUGGGCUUCUCGAGUGUCGUGGUGGGAACCAUGUACACAAUUCUUCCCGUGUGCGGAAUGCUGGCCAAGCCUUUGUUUGGUGCAGCUGCCGACCACUUCCGUCUCCAGAAGUUUAUAUUUCUCUUGUUCCAAGUGGUGACAUUGCUCGCUUUUUUUGCAAUCAAGUUCAUCCCAGAGUUGCCAAAUCAAUCAUUUGCAUCUUUGGACUGUGACUCAUUGACAGUGAUCAAAGCUUGCAAUAAUGCCAGCAUAAACCAGUGUACCUUGGAUCGCUUUCAAAGUGAAGAAAACGAUGCAUCUGUAGUUUUUUGCCAGCUGGAGUGUUACGCACAAAAUAGUUCUUUUGUGGAAGAACUGUGUUUUCAAUGGAAAAUCCAGCAGUAUUGUGAAAGCGGCAGCAGUUCGGUUGCUGAGAGUCAUCUGUUACAUGGCUCAACAAACUUAAAUGUUCCUGUUAGGUUCAAGGCAGAAGUGCCUCUCAAACAUACAGUUCAGAAUGAAGGCUGCUUGUAUUUCCGCGUGAAUGCAACUUACUUUGAUGGCACUCAUGCCGUACCAUACUGCAAUAAGCUGACGUCUGUCAAGUGUAAUAUUGCUUGUUAUGAUGAAACAUUGAAUGAAGUGCUCAAGAAGCCCACUGGAGAUGACUUCAGUGUCUCUUCGUUCUACCAGUUCUGGUUGUUUUUCCUCCUGCUUAUUCUUAGCUGGGUCGGCAUGGCAGUCGUAACCAGUGUUGGAGAUGCCAUAUGCUUUGGAUUACUUGGUGACAGACCAUCAGACUACGGAAACCAGCGUUUGUGGGGAGCUGUGGGCUGGGGAAUAUUUUCUUUUGCAUCGGGAGCCCUGGUUGAUGAGUUCAGUGUGAACAAAGUGAAUAAAGACUAUUCUGCUAUGUUCUACCUUAUGGCGAUAAUGAUUAUCCUGGAUUUUGUUGUUUCUCUGAAGAUCAAGCACACCCAAACCAAACUAUCCAACAGUAUUGUACGGGAUGUUGGUGGCUUGAUAUGUGACGUAAGGAUAUGUGUGUUUCUUUUAUGGUGCAUUGCUGUUGGCAUUUGCACUGGCCUGCUGUGGCAGUUUCUUUUCUGGCACCUCGAGGACUUGGUGGAAGGCUGCAGUGCUGAGAAGUGGAUUAAGACAUUGGAAGGUUUAGUAAGCGCUGUGCAGUGUUUUGGAGGAGAGAUUCCAUUCUUCUUCUUGUCAGGCUCUCUGCUGCAAAGGAUCGGCCACGUGAAUGCAAUGUCCUUGGUUCUGGCUGCAUUUGGCGUUCGGUUCAUGCUGUAUUCGUACCUUACUAAUCCCUGGUGGUGCCUGCCUAUUGAGUUGCUCCAAGGAGUGACGUUUGGUUUGUUUUAUUCAACGAUGGCAUCUUACGCCAGCAUCAUCACACCACCUGGCACGGAUGCUACUAUUCAAGGGCUGGUUGGAGCCAUAUUUGAAGGUGUAGGAGUGUCUGUAGGAAGCCUAUUGGGAGGAGUGUUGUUUAAAUAUGGAGGUGCAUUUGCAUUUAGAGUCUAUGGCAUAGGCGCCUUAAUCCUGUUUGUAAUCCACGUUGUUGUACAGCAUUUUAUUCCCAGAAAAACUCAAUAUAGUGUGCAGCCUAAAGAUUUGGUUUUAACCGCUCACUACACUACUCCUGCUGAUGCUGUACAUAUGCUUGAGGAACAGUAGCAAAACAGCAGUAUUAUUUCUGGAAGAUAUAAAACCACCGAGUGUUUCAGUACUUAUGUUUGUUAUACAUUUUUACAGUUAAAAGAAGUUCCUUUCAUUGUAAGUACCAUUUAAUUAUACAAACUUUUUUUUUUGUAUUUGUGUAUGUAUGUGAAAGUAAGUUUAGUUACAAUAUAAGAUAUAUGAUGUUAAAGCUUUUCUAUACUUUUUUUAAUCUUUAUUUAUAUAUCUAGGUAUAAAAAAUAAUUUUGUUCAUAGGGACCAGUUUUUUUUUAAUAAUUUGUAAACAACGUGAAGUAUGGUUGUCAUACUAAGAUUGCUAAUUUUCUGUUCUUCAGGAAAUGAUUGUAUAUAAAUCAGUGUAGUAUCACGUUCAUUUUUUAAAAGCUAGAGCUUACGUAAACCAAAUAAAUGGCUGGUACUUCAAGUGGUUGGAAUUUGGACUGAUUCUAAAAACUGUAUGAAGUUUGUGGCAUUGCAAAACCCCUGGCCUCACCAACUUUGCAGAGUAUUGUUAUGAUAUUUGUCAGUAAGGCAGUGUGUCAGCUGAUUAUGUAUAUUUAAAGUUGUGGUGACCUAGUUAUGUAUUUGUGUUUUAUUGUUCUUCAAUAAUUUCAUAAUCGUCUCUGAAAUUUAGUUAUUUUAUUUAGAAAAGCCAAUUAAUUAUAUUUAUACUGGUUUUCACAUUUUUUGUUACUUUUUUGUGCAAUUAUGUUUUAUAUUUUAUUUCACUUAAAUGUGGUUUUGUAAUACUGUAGUACUUUGGCAUGUCUAUUUUUUUGCACAUUUUUAUUUCGUUUCUGGAACAUUGGGUAUAGUUUGGGAAAAGAAAGGAUGAGAGACAUGUGCAUAGCUCGUGUGUGCCUAUUUCCCGACAUAUUUCAGUUGUUGAGACGUUCUGGCACCUUUGUGUAUUCUUCUGAUGGCAAAAUCAGCAGGUGUUGGCUCCCACGGGAGGGCCGUAAAACCAUCAGGAUUUUGUGCUAGUCAAUCAGAAAGAACUUUGUGAUUUUCAUGUUUGUUUUUUACAGAAAUACCUUGAUGCGAGGGUAAUUAAAUUUAUGUAGGGAUGUGUUCUUGGAUGUAAGAGCUGUGUUGUGAUUGGUUGGUGAGGUCAUGUGGCUGCCACUUCACUGCGUUGUAGGUAGUUGCUUAGCCUCGUCUGUCGUCCAAGUGCAGUGCCGACAGGUCGCGUCAUUUGACUUCAUAGGUGCAUAGAGGCGGACAAUUUGACGUCUGGGUGCCAGGGCUGUGCCCCUGCUAAGUUUUAUCUUUUGUUUCUUCAUUUUUUGGAUGUUUUAAUUAGAAUUUAGGCCCUAGACUAGCAGUGCGACUGGGGAGUGAGUGUGUGUGACUUUCCAGACAGUUCAUAUAAUGAACAUGUAUUUUUUUUCAGGAGAAGGAUAAAUUUCAAAAUUUAUUUCAAACUCUUUAUUUAAAUAUGUCCAUUAACAGUUUCGAGAGAAUCAACAAUCAUAGACAGACUUAACACCUAAUUAACUGCAACAACUAAUGGGAUAUUUUCUGUAUGUGCAAAGAACGAUUGUCAUCUUAGCCGGGCUUGAUUGUGACAUCACAUGUUCAGUGGUAGGAUAGUACUUUUCUCUUUUAUGGUAGCUUUUGCAGGUGCUAUGUGAGAUUGUAAGAUGAUUAAUUUUAAAUUUAUAUUUUGAAAGUGUCUCAGAAUGUAUUUUUAGACAUUAAUAUUAUAGUAGAUAUAAUGAAUUAAUAUAACCAUGCACAAAUGAAGAAAUAAUAAUUUGUAACAAAUAAUAAGUAGUUUUUAAAAAACCACACCAUAAUGUCACAAGAUUUUUUUUUAUCAUUGAUACUCUUUUAGAUUUAAAUGUAAACAUACGAGGCUGACAAUUUGCAGGUUAAGUGGUAUUAUCGUAUAUCUAAAAAGCUUAAUGUUUACUGCUUGUAAUUUAUUACAUAAUGCAUUUCCAAGUGUAGUAAUUUUUAAUCUUUAAUUCUUAAAAUUUUUUUUUGUGUAACAUUGCUACUAACCUCACUUACUAUUAAAAAUUUGUGCCAAUUUCUUGCUGUCAUCUGCUACACUCGCAGCAGGGUUGAGAUGUGAACAUUUGAGUAUACAUUCAAUGACCGCAGCUGCAAUCAUUUUUUCUGGUAAGAGGUAAACCGUGGCCCAUUUUAUAAACCUACCUCCGAGGUUGUACAAAAGUUUGUCUUUUUUCUUGCCUACAUUAUUAAACGUUGCUCCAUGUUUGAUUGUUAAAAAUAUGCUCUAGAGGGUAAGUCUUUAUAGUCAUUUUAAAAAGAAGUAUUUCUAGAUAUGCUACUGCCGGUAUGCUUGACCAUCGUAACAUUGAAGCACUGUAUGUGUUGCUAUUUAUUCUUCCAACUGCUUUGUUAAAAUAGUACUUAUUAUUAUUGCAGUAAAACCCUCCAAAGGAAAUCCCACUUAAGAAGUGUAUUAUAAAUGUAAAAAUUUGCUCAUCAUUUUUCAAAGCCAUUAUAUACACUUGAUUAAAGUAUUUGACAGGAUGACAACAAAUGCAAGAGAACUAUCAUAUGAAUAUUUACAGAAAUAGCCCAUAGAACAAAGUAAUGCCAUAAAAAAUGAAAUUAUAUACAUGAUAUGUGAGAAAUAAUCAUAAGUUUUCAUUUUAUAAAGGGUGUUACUCAAAAGUCCACUGUUUUCAGGAUAUAAAAAAAUUCCUGCAGCUGUAGUAGAGACAUUUAAUGAUUAUUCAGUGACAUCCUAAACUAAACUUGAGCGAUGGCUGUUUUCCCAAGUCGCAGUGGUGAUACUUUGCUCUACACAGAGCGAUCGUGAGUGGAGAAGUUUCGAGCGAGGAGGAUGUCCCUGCCGCGGACAGUGGGGAAACACUGUGGCAGGGACUGGAGGGGUGAAGGUCAUGGAGGAGGGAGGAAAAGUGAGGGACGACAAACAAAACGUUCAGUUUAUUUUUAAGAUGAGUGAGUCUGUUGUAUAGGCCUUAUUCACAGUUAAAAUGUUAUUGUUACGUAUUUGUACAUUUACCGAUCUUGAUAAAAAUGGUUAAGCAGAAAUAUGUACAUGAUUUAGUUUAUAAUAGUCACAUAUAAAGAAGUGAUAUAAGCCUCGUGCCUGGAGGAGAAUUCGGAACAGUUCUCACAUGCUAGUCACUCCUUCGAGUCCCAUCGCUCUUGGUGAUGUGCUUCGGUCUAGCCUCCCUUAUUUACUGUGGGGGUUGCAGGGCUGGUGCCCUGUCUCUUUUCAGUAUGCCUAUCUUGAGGAAUAAUUUAAUGUGUGUUUCGUGGAAGAGGUCAUGGCAGAAGUUUUUUAAGAAAGUACAUUGGUGUCUAAGAGUCGGCUAUGAUGGGCAGCCUAAUGUAGCUUUUUUGUUUUUUCCUUAAUUUUGUAUUCUGUAUUUUUUACACAUUGUUUUGGCUGCCCAUCUGGAAUUUCUCUUUGGCUAUUAAUUUUUUGUAAUUUCGUGUGCGCAUGCAUGUGCAUGCAUGAACGUGUGUGUGUACGUUCGUGCAUAUGUGCACGUGAUGUAGCACAUACGAAAACACUGCAUUAUUUUAAUAGAAAGUAAUUUUUAGGCUCACCUUAAUAUUUGUGUGUUGAGCUUGUCCUUAUAUUUGCUUUUGUUUCUUACAAAGUUUCUGUAGUUAUUGUGAAUCCAAAAUGUUGGUCAAUCCAAAGGGAUAGACAUGCACCUUGUUUUGGAUAUGCCAGUAGUUUAUACACAAUUUGAUUUGAAUGAAGCCAAAAAAUAUAAAGUUAGGUCUGCACGCUUGUUAAUAAUUUAAAUCUUCUGCUUGGAUUUGGAGGUCUCUACAAUCUAAUGUAAAUGAGCCCACCUCUGCAAAUGUAGGUUUGUGGGAUGUUAGCAUGUAUUAAAUGUAAAUGUGCAUAUUUAUUGUGAAUUAUAUAUAGUCAGUGGUAUUGAAUGUUAAAUCUUGGUGUGUUUCUGCACGGUAAUAUUUAAGAGAUCUUAAUUUUCCAGCUGUGUACCAGGUGUGUUGAGGUCAUUCGCUAGAUGCCGAUUUAGGAUGACUGUCUUUUAGCUGGGGAAUAUUUUUAUAAACAUUUAUACACUUAUGUUGUUAGUUUUAUUCCUAACAGAAUUAUACAGUUUAGUAAAUAUUAAUUUUUUUUUAAAUCUCUUUUUUGUAACUGCUGUACGUUAAGGAUUCAUACAAAUUAUUAUCAAUUUAAAGACUAGUAAAGCAAUUUAGAUUUAAUUUAUUUUAUAUCAGUGUUUUAAAGUCCUAAUAAUUUGUUUAAACUGUUUCCACUUCCUUAUAAUAGGAUUUACAUCUUUUUUGGUACAUCCUUAUUAUGUGCUGGUGUAUGCACAUCUAACUCAUUUUGAGUGCAACAUUUUUUACUGUACUUAAAAUAAUUUAAUAUACCUAAGUAUAGUAAGUUUCUAAUAGUUUUACUUUUCAUGUUUAGGCAUAUAUAACUCAUUACCAUCUCAUCACAUGCCUUGUUCAUUGGCCAAGUCAAUGAACUUUCCUGUCGCAUGUUGAGAGGAUUGUUGUAAUAUGAGUCUUAGUAAUAAAAUUUGUUUGUGGAUGUAAUAUUUUCUCUUUCAACUAUGUAAUAUGGGAACUGUUUAUGAUACAAGUCAUAUGAAUGACUGGAAAUGUGAUUUAAUGCAUUAAUUAGAGUAUUUUUUAUGCAACAGUAUAAUUAAGUAAAAUUUGAAAGAAAAAAAAAAUAUUAUACUCUAUUAAAUAAAAAGAAUGUUCGUUAUUUUUGUAAUAUUGUGGAAGAAAUAUUUUGAAUAUAUUGUUACAUGUUGUAGAAAUAAAAUUCUAAAACACACCUGAACUCUUAUUUAUGAUUUCUUAAAUCGUAAAAUUGGUUGUCCUCGCAAAUCAUCUUUCUUGUGUAGUGACACAGCAGCUGUUCUAAGCACAGUAUUUAUUUUUUUACUAUGGUGAAGCUUUCCGUGACACUAGAGAUCCUAGAAGCCUCCAAACCAGUGGUGUAUGAGAGACAACAUUAGGGUGUGUAUUGGGAGUAAAGCAAAUUUAUGAAAAAGGAAUGAAGAUGGCUACAUUCAGAUCAAAACAACAAUAGCAUGAUGUAAUAAUAAAUAUCUCAAUGUUGAACAUUAUAUAAAUGUGAUUUAAAAAUUAAAAUAAUAAUAUUUGCCCUCAGUCUUAACUGCAAAGAACACAUAAAGUGUGAUCAUAAUAAGUCCAGCGAAUUAUGAGCCAAAUAUAUCACCAUUAAGAUACAUGAAUUUACACACUAUUAAGCAGGUACAAUGAUUAGUUAGGCGAAUCUAGGCAACAUGCAAACAGACUCGUAAGUUACUUUAAGGCACAAACGAUAAAGUAUGGUUUCGUCGAAACAAGUCGUGAGUCCCAAAAUAAAUACAUAUAUAUAAUGUCGGUGAGUGUGAUUGCUUACUAUCAUUUUAA
Messenger RNA from Bacillus rossius redtenbacheri, 9826 nucleotides. RefSeq names its product major facilitator superfamily domain-containing protein 6-A (gene Sugb). The transcript has 11 exons. Gene Ontology annotation, cellular component: membrane. NCBI's taxonomy places the organism in Eukaryota, Metazoa, Arthropoda, Insecta, Phasmatodea, Bacillidae. The record is from RefSeq and is a predicted model, not a curated record. Bases 2642 to 4432 code for a protein of 596 amino acids.